UUCUGGUCUGUGACGGUUGUUGACUUUUCGUUUGCGUAAAAAUGUUAUAAUAAUAUUCUAAAUGUUUAAAAAUGAACUGAAUAAAUAUAUUCAUCCGUUUUUAUCGUAAAAGGGAGUCAUUAUGGAAAAUACUGCAUCUCCUGUAACUGAAGAUUUCUUGAAAAAUGGUGAAAUUGAAUGGCAACCUCUUUCUCUUACUUUGGUCGAAUAUCCAAAGGGCGAUUUGUUAGGCAAAUUUUUUGCCUUUACAAGUUUAGCUCCAUUUGGAAUUGGUGCUGGCUUUGUAACACUAAUUUUAUUUCGAAGAGACUUACACACUAUAGCUUUCUUCAUUGGAACACUUAUUAAUGAAGUGUUGAACAUAAUAUUGAAACACAUAAUCUGUGAGUCGCGGCCGCUAGUUCGGGGCCACUUGUAUAAUGAAUAUGGAAUGCCAUCAUCGCAUGCUCAAUUUGUUUGGUUUUUUAGCAUUUAUGUACUUUAUUUCUUUAUUAUAAGGUUGCAUCACAUAAAUAAUAACAGCAUUAUAUCCGCACUAUGGAGAGUUAUUAUAGUAGGUAGCUGUUUUACUCUUGCUUUAAUUGUAUGUGUGGGCAGAGUAUAUCUUCACUACCACACAACAGCGCAAGUAGUUGUUGGUAGUAUUGUUGGAUUUAUAUUUGCCACAGUGUGGUUUACGGUGGUACAUAGGAUAUUAACGCCGUUUUUCCCUCAACUGGUAUCCCUUAAACUCUGUGAAAUGCUUAUGAUAAGGGACACAACACUCAUCCCUAAUGUGUUAUGGUUCGAGUACACUACGUCGCGGCAGGAGGCGCGCACGCGGGGCCGCAAGAUGGCCGCCCUCAAGCCGACCCAAUGACGGUACGCCUGCGCGCGCGCGUCGUGCGCCGGCGGCAACGCGCGGCUGCGCGCGUGACGCUUCCUGGCCGCGGGGGUCAUCGCGCUACUUGGCGGCUUCGUUAUAUCUAGACUAGAGACACGCUCAAUACUGACAUAUUGACACACAUUUGUUUUAAGUUUCACUAUCUUGUUAUGGUUGUUAUUACUUAUUAUUUUUCUUACGUUUCAUUCUAUACAGUGUAUUCCGCUUAUAAGAAAUCAAGGCAAAUGACAAUCGUGCGUUACUUAAUUCAUAAGUGCGUGUUCACGUCAAAAAUAUUGAUGCCGUUUGGCACCAGAGUGUGUAAAUUUUUGUUGACGUGAACCGGCACUUGAAAUUGUUGAUUUGAAUAAAAAUAGGUAGGUAUUAGUAAUAAUAAGUGUUAUAUAAGAAUAAUAUCCGCUGAGAUGUGCCCAUUUUGCGGCUAUGUAUUGUUAUAAUCACAGAAGUGGCAAGGUAAUAUUUUUAUCUAACUUUGGAGGUGACAUUUGUGUCUUGCGUCUCGUCUCCGCCACCCGUCACUUCUGUAUCUGCACCAUAUGUUGUAAACAGUUUUUCAAGUAAUUUUAAAUGGAAUAAUACCCUUGUUCUUGUGAAUUGUAACGAAUAUCCUUCGAAAAUGUCGUUGUGCUUUUACUUAGUUAAACAAAUACAUAUUUGUAAAUUAUUAUAAUAUACAAUUGAUAAUUAAUAUUGAUAUAAAUACAAUUUCGCAACAUGUAUGUUUAUGUAUAGAGUAUUUUAUAGACUAUUGAGUAUUUUAGAAGCUAGAAUCAUUUCAAUGUUUUGUUGGUCAGCUUAGAUACUAUUUUUUUUAUUAUAAAAGUACACAUAAGCAAAAUACAUAUAUUACAUAAUGUAUGCUACGAUAUACUAUAUGUCAGCCAAUACGUUAGAGUCUAGACAGCAUAAUAUGCUUCCGUUAUAAUUAAUAAAUGAAAUUUAAUAAUAUGAUAUUAUACAUAAUAUGUAAACAGAUAAGAAACAUAGGUAACGUGUAAUGAUAACGAAUAUGUGAGUAUGUAUACGAAUACGUUGGAUGAUAGACUUGUAAUAAUUCGUCUAAUUUAUAUUAUAUGUAGUUUGAUAUUCGGCGACUACAAAAAUAUUUAGAAACAUAGUAUUAGGCUACGAUGUUUCUAAGUUUUUUUGAUAAUAACAAAAUAUUAUACCUUAUUAAUAAUAAUCAACACUAAAUAGAGAACUUCUUCUUUAAAUUGAAGUCUGUUAAAAAGUUUUCAAAAACUGAAAAAAGUUGGAGAGAAAAGUUUUCAAAAUGAUUGUGCUUUAUAAGUCAAUUAAAAUAAUUUAAAUGCUCUCAGAUAGGUACAGACAAAAAAUGCUGGAGAUGGUUCGCCGAAUAUUUGAUUAGGUAUAUUAGCCGAAUAAGUAUUACGAGACUAUUGAGUCCAAAUAUUUGAAAUAAGUUUAAUGUUCGUUUGAAUUAACUUAUACCUAAUUUUUUAGUCUUUGUCUUCCUAUGAUUGCAUAAUAAGUUAUCACAACGGUCAGAGUAUGUCCUCUAAUUAAAAAUAAUUUCUCUAUUCAAUUUAUAUUGUGAUAGGAUUGACUCUAAUACUUUAUCAUGGUCAAAAAAUAUUGCUUUAGUCAAAGUAAAAAUAAAAAGCGCAUUAUUAAUAUGAUUAAAGUAAAAUUAAUAGGUAAUCCCAGUCCACUUUAUAAAAAAAUGUUUGUCAUAGUAAAAGUAGGUUAAUAUCUUGCUAUUGAAAUAACGAAUUGAGGCUAUUUAUAUGGCGUAUUACUAGAUUGAAUUCUGUAAUAUGAAAACAUUCUCCUAUCAAGCUUACCUUGUUCUAUGAAAUUUACAAUUCGAGGCAAUAAAAACAUAGGGAACAAUAGUUUUUAUACAAAAUAAUAUCUUUCAGAAAUUGUAUUUAUUUAAAAACUAAAUUAGAAAUAUAGAGUUACAAAGAUUGCAUAACUGCUACAAUAGUCUUUACUGGUAUAAAAUAUUAAUUGUUUAAAUGAUUGGAUAUUAAAUAAUAAUGAUAACGAAAUAGUUAUUUUUACCAACUCCUAUUGUAAAUACGUCAUUUUGGCUGCAAAAGUUUUAACAUAAAUAAAAUAGGUAUAUUGUGUUAUUCGAUUAAUCCGGUUCGAUUAUUCGAUUCAUUAAUUGAAAUAAUAUUUAUUCAUAAUAAAAAAUAACUGUUUUAAUUAAAUUAAAGAAUUUAAUAAAAUUUCAUAUUGUAUUAGGUUGAAUUACUUUGUUCUAAUUGGCAGCAUUGUUAUACAUGAAGCUUGGUUUUUUAUUGUUGUUGCAGUUUAUAAACUAAUCUGUAAAAUAGGUGUAGUUAUAAAGACAGCCACAUAAUGUUAGAAAUUCAGAAAAAAAUAUGCUCAUACAUUUUGUACUAGAUCCUGCAGAAUUUUGACUGUUUGGACAUCAAUUUCUGAUGCUCGCAGAGUGAGUGCGACAAAAGAGUUUUCUCGCAGACGAUUUCUUGUAAUAAGCGGCGCAAAGCAGACGCGGGCGUAGAUCAUUCAUUAUAUACCUACUGUGUGAACAAGCGCACGCUUUAAAUCAAUACGUUGCGUUAGUGUCUGUCGAAAUCAUACACUGAAAUAGUCGUGCACAGGCAGGCAUAUUCGGAAUAGCGUUUUUCAUUAA
Maniola jurtina (meadow brown) is the source of this 3512-nucleotide messenger RNA. Its product is annotated as dolichyldiphosphatase 1-like. The coding region runs from base 122 to 859 and encodes 245 amino acids. The transcript is spliced from 6 exons. NCBI's taxonomy places the organism in Eukaryota, Metazoa, Arthropoda, Insecta, Lepidoptera, Nymphalidae. Gene Ontology annotation, cellular component: intracellular membrane-bounded organelle; endoplasmic reticulum membrane. Gene Ontology annotation, molecular function: dolichyldiphosphatase activity. Gene Ontology annotation, biological process: lipid biosynthetic process; protein N-linked glycosylation. The record is from RefSeq and is a predicted model, not a curated record.